CCUGUGUGUUGUCUCGUCUUAUCCUGCUGGUUACUUCCACCUCUCUCCCCUGGUCCCCGUCUGUCUCCUUUAUUUCUCUCUCUUGUGUUUUUUUUUCUUUUUUCUUCCCUUUUGUCCCUCUGUCCUGCUGCCUUUGGGCACUGAGCCUUGUAGCCUUGUAGUCUUCGAGGGGCGGAAGACCCAGAAGGAGAUCCACCGGCUGGAGGACGGCUCAGCUGGACUGAGACCGGGCGGAUUGGGCGGCAAUCCGGAAUAGAGGAAACAGACAACGUGGCCACGGACACCCAGAGAGAGCAUUAUAACCCACGGGGGGAGGAUCGAACAGACCAGGUCCGAAGGUUUGGGAAGAUCCCCUGCCGAUCCCCUCUGCUCCACCUGAGGAAGUUCCAGAGAAAGAAGAACUGAUGGAGGAGGACGUUCCCAGGCCACUACCACCACCCUUGGAAGUGAGACCAACGGCACCUCCACCAGAAUGGUACAAUCCUAGAACUGGGCUUUACAAAGGUCCACCUAAGUCUCCACGGCAGCGUGUUGAUGUGCGCCCCAGACAACCUUUUGAUCCAUCAUCGUACUUGCCGCUUCCACCGUCACCUCUCUCUCCUGCUGAACAAGAACCGCUGCAAGGUGCAUGCGUGGAGGCAAAAACGCUGCAACAGAAAUUGGAACAGCUAGAGAGAGAACGGCAGAAUCGAUGGAAACUAGAGGAGGAGCAAGCGAUACGAAAUAUGGAGAGCCGGACACUGAUGUCCCUUAUCCUCACACCAAUGCAAGAACUAAUGUGGAGAUCAAGGUGGGAAGAUGGUGUACAACGUGUGGUUGUAGCAAAUUUGAGUAGAGCAGAGGGGGAUCCGUUACGGUUGGCGACUAUGGAGAUGUUAUCAGGAACAGGUCCUUUCACUGAUGCUCAGCUACAAGCACGGCUAGAUGUCACUAUCUUACAACAGUCUGCAGAGUUGGCGCGCGAAGCACUGAGGACCUUGCCAGAGGAUGGCAAGGUCACUCCCCCAGAUAGAACGAUAAAACAGGGCCCCAGCAGUUUCCACAGCCUUCCGGCCGUCAGCCUCAGCGCCACCGGCGCCCAAGUGGCGCCGCCACGCCAGCCUCCAAACCAUUUCCGGGUAGGCCCGCAGCUCUGGGCCGCGGCUCUGUCCAUAGCUCCUACGCUCUAA
Messenger RNA from Chroicocephalus ridibundus (black-headed gull), 1169 nucleotides. RefSeq lists its product as uncharacterized. The coding region runs from base 405 to 1169 and encodes 254 amino acids. NCBI's taxonomy places the organism in Eukaryota, Metazoa, Chordata, Aves, Charadriiformes, Laridae. The transcript is spliced from 4 exons. The record is from RefSeq and is a predicted model, not a curated record. Gene Ontology annotation, biological process: viral process.